Salvelinus namaycush (lake trout) is the source of this 4938-nucleotide messenger RNA. Its product is annotated as nucleolar and coiled-body phosphoprotein 1-like. Lineage: Eukaryota; Metazoa; Chordata; Actinopteri; Salmoniformes; Salmonidae. Gene Ontology annotation, molecular function: protein binding. Gene Ontology annotation, cellular component: nucleoplasm; nucleolus. The transcript is spliced from 15 exons. The record is from RefSeq and is a predicted model, not a curated record. The coding region runs from base 11 to 3484 and encodes 1157 amino acids.
CGUGGUAAAAAUGGCGGCGCAAAAUUCCGUGCCGAGUGAUCUUUACAAGCAUGUAUAUUCAUUUCUACUAGAGAACAAGUUUACCAAGGCUGCUCAACAGUUCAUCAAAGAAGCGAAAGUGCCACCCCAGAAUGAAAAACAAGAUGCCGCUCUGCUUGACAUAUUCAACUUCUGGGUGAAGUCUCCUGAAGCUAAGAAACGGAAGGCGCUGCCCAACGGUCCUGGAACAAGUGACAGGCCGUCUGCUAAGAAGGCAAAGACUGCGGAGAGCUCCAGUGAGGAGUCGAGCAGUGAUGAGGAGGAAGCUGCAGCACCUGCCAAGGCCACACCCACAGCUAAAGCGGCCGAGUCCAGCAGUAGUGAUGAUUCCAGUGAUGAGGAGGCCGCAGCAAAGAAGCCUGCAGCAGCCAAAGCCCCAGUGAGGACUCCUGUAGUGGCAGCAGCCAAAGCCCCAGUGAGGACUCCUGUAGUGGCAGCAGCCAGGAAAAAGGACUCCAGCUCUAGCAGCGAGUCAUCUGAAGAUGAGGCUCCAGCUAAAGCCCCUGUAGCUAAAGGAAAGGCGGCAGCCGCGACCCCUAAGGCGGCCGCGACCCCUAAGGCAGGGACGACUGCCAAAGCUGCAGCUCAGAAGAAGGCUGAGACCAGCAGCAGUGAGGACAGCUCCAGUGAAGACGAAGCGCCCACUAAGACCCCUCCAGCCAAGACCCCUCCAGCCAAGACCCCUCCAGCCAAGACCCCUCCAGCUAAGACAGUCGAGUCUAGCAGCGAUGACUCUUCUUCAGAUGAAGAGGAGUCUCCUCCCAGCAAGAAGGCCAAACCAGGUGCAUACAGUGCAGUCCCACCCCCUGGAGCUGCAGUAAAGAAGGCCUUGGUUCCUACAGUGGCCAGCAAGGCCAAAAAGGACCGCUCCUCAGACAGCAAGCAGGAGAAGAAAGUGUCAGCUAAAGCAGUCCCUGUGACGUCUACCCCAGCAAAGACUGUGACCCCUAAACCUGCUGCUAAGAAGGCCGAGUCUAGCUCUGAGAGCUCAGACUCUAGCUCUGAAGAUGAAGAAGAAGCAAAAAAGGCAGCAGCUAAGGCUACCCCGGCUAAGGCUACCCCGGCUAAGGCUACCCCGGCUAAGGCUACCCCGGCUAAGGCUGCCCCGUCAGAAGAUUCUUCCUCGGACUCGAGCUCAGAGGAUGAAGAAGAGGGGACAGUGAAAGUGGCACCAGCUAAGGCGACUCCUACGGUGACCCCAGGCAAGGCUGCAGAAUCCUCCUCUGACUCAAGCUCAGAAGAUGAGAAAGAAGCUAAGAAGCCUGUUGCCAAGGCCACUCCUGCCAAGGCCACUCCUGCCAAGGCCACUCCUGCCAAGGCCACUCCUGCCAAGGCCACUCCUGCCAAGGCCACUCCUGCCAAGGCUGCCCCUGCUAAGAAAGCCGACUCGUCAAGCUCAGACUCCGACAGCAGCUCUGAGGACGAGGCCCCAGCCAAGGCUGCUGGAGCUACCAAGAAACCUGCAGCAGCCCCCAAGGCCCCAGCCAAGGCUGCUGCAGCUACCAAGAAACCUGCAGCAGCCCCCAAGGCCCCAGCCAAGGCUGCUGCAGCUACCAAGAAACCUGCAGCAGCCCCCAAGGCCCCAGCCAAGGCUGCUGCAGAAAGCAGCUCAGACUCCGACUCUUCAUCUGAAGAUGAGGCUCCAGCUAAGAAGGCUACCCCGGCCCCUGUUACUAAACCAGCCUCCAAACCCGCCACCCCAGUAGUUAAACCAGCUGCUGCAGAAAGUAGCUCGGACUCCGACUCUUCUGAAGAUGAGGCUCCAGCUAAGAAGGCUACCCCGGCCCCUGUUACUAAACCAGCCUCCAAACCCGCCACCCCAGUUGUUAAACCAGCUGCUGCAGAAAGUAGCUCGGACUCCGACUCUUCUGAAGAUGAGGCUCCAGCUAAGAAGGCUACCCCAGCCCCUGUUACUAAACCAGCCUCCAAACCAGCCACCCCAGUUGUUAAACCAGCUGCUGCAGAAAGCAGCUCGGACUCCGACUCUUCAUCUGAAGAUGAGGCUCCAGCUAAGAAGGCUACCCCGGCCCCUGUUACUAAACCAGCCUCCAAACCCGCCACCCCAGUAGUUAAACCAGCUGCUGCAGAAAGCAGCUCGGACUCCGACUCUUCAUCUGAAGAUGAGGCUCCAGCUAAGAAGGCUACCCCGGCCCCUGUUACUAAACCAGCCUCCAAACCAGCCACCCCAGUAGUUAAACCAGCUGCUGCAGAAAGUAGCUCGGACUCCGACUCUUCAUCUGAAGAUGAGGCUCCAGCUAAGAAGGCUACCCCAGCCCCUGUUACUAAACCAGCCUCCAAACCAGCCACCCCCGUGGUGAACAAACUAGCCCCAACCAAGGCCGCAGCCAAGAGCACCUCCGAUUCUGACAGCGACAGCUCGGACUCAGAGGACGAGGUCGCUGCAGCCAAAAAGACCACCAAACCUACAGCCGCAGCCAAGACUCCUGCUUCAGCCAAGACUCCUGCUUCAGCCAAGACUCCUGCUUCAGCCAAGACUCCUGCUUCAGCCAAGACUCCUGCUUCAGCCAAAGCUGCCGAGUCCAGCAGCAGUGACGACAGCUCUAGUGAUGAGGAAGAAGCAGCUACCCCAGCCUCGACUAAGAAGGCAGCUACCCCAGCCUCGACUAAGAAGGCAGCUACCCCAGCCUCGACUAAGAAGGCAGCUACCCCAGCCUCGACUAAGAAGGCAGCUACCCCAGCCUCGACUAAGAAGGCAGCUACCCCAGCCUCGACUAAGAAGGCAGCUACCCCAGCCUCGACUAAGAAGGCAGCUACCCCAGCCUCGACUAAGAAGGCAGCUACCCCAGCCUCGACUAAGAAGGCAGCAACCCCAGCCUCGACUAAGAAGGCAGCAGAAUCCACCUCCGACUCCUCCGAUAGUUCUGACUCGGAUACGGAAACCAAGACGACGCCUGCUAAGCCUGCUCUGACCAAUGGGAAGCCAGCUACACCUAAAGCCUCCACCCCUGCUGCCAAGGCAACGACACCGGCUAAGGCUGCCGAGUCUUCAUCGUCCCAGGACAGUAGCUCUGAGGAAGAGGAGGCGAAAGCAGUCGCCACUCCCAUCACUAACGGCACGGUAAACAACAAGAGAAAGAGGGAUGGAGAAGACUCGUCUUCUGAGAGCGAGGAAGAGGAAGUAACGACUCCUAAAAACAAGAAAGUAGUACCAUCACCACAGACUUUCCCCAAAGUCUCUAAGAAGAUCAAUGUACCUUUCCGUAGAAUAGUAGAGGAGGACAUUGAGGUGGACAACCGUCUGGCGGACAACUCCUUCGAUGCCAAGCGCGGGGCAAAUGGAGACUGGGGCCAGAGGGCCAAUGACGUGCUCCGCUUCACCAAGGGGAAGUCCUUCCGCCACGAGAAGACCAAGAAGAAGAGGGGAAGCUACCGUGGAGGAGCCAUCUCCCAGUCCGUCAACUCCAUCAGGUUCGACAGCGACUGAGAACCUGGUCAUCGUCAUCAUCAUCACCCCUCUUCAUCCUGCCGCUUGACCCCCCCCCCCCCCCCCCCCCCAACCUGAUUGAGCCGAAACAUCAUCAACUGAACUACCGACAGCUGACAGCUGGCUUCCUAUAAUUUUAGUUCAUAAGUCAAUGUGUUAAACCUAAAGGCUUUUUUUAUGGUGUAGAAGAAGACACAAGUGGUCCUGAAAUGGCACCUUAUUCGUUUUGUCGUGCAGUACUGUUGAUCUGAUCUAAAGCAGUGCACUAUAUAGGUAAUAGUGUGCUAUUUAGGAUGCAGAGGGGGGGAGGAGUGGUCUGACUGUCUCUGUGCCUUCAACGUGGUACAGAUUACUAAAGGGUUAAUGUCCUUAGGCUGCAUUUACAACAUAUAGCCACCAGGUGGCGGUAGGAAGCCAACCAAUUCUGUGUUAACCAAUUUAAAAGUGUAAACUGUUCUCAGAUUUAUUUUUCUCUCAGCCAUUAAUCUGUUGUAAUAUUGUUCGCCCGGUAUCUUCCCCCUCCUUCUGUCCAGUGUCUUUUCAGUAUCAACAUUUUUGAAAUUCUCUGUUGUUUUAUCGCUGUGUGCAUUGUCAGACACAUUGCGGGGUUACUUGAUUUUUGUGCAGACCUGGGAGUUGAAUGAUAAGAAUCUCAUGUGUUGCCGUCUCCCAACACCUUGGUAAGUAUUCAACCACUGCAAUGUAAACUGUCUGGAACGUGUCCGUCCUUUUUUAUAUUUUCUGCAGUCUCAUGUAGAACCCCAUCACGGUUCAGAUAUGAAGGUUUUAUAUUUAACCGUUUUAAGCCGGGAAGUAUUGAGGAUCAUCCAACUGUCAUUACGAGCUCUGUAGUCUUGAAGUAACUGCCCGGGGUCAUGUUUAGUAUACCAUAACAAAACCGUUUGGAAACAGGAAAACACACUUAUUGUACAAGUUCAGGUAGUGCCUACCUUUUCACUCAGUUAUAAAACGUUUUCUUCAUCCCCCCCCCCCCCCCCCCCCUCUACUGAACAGGAUCUGGCUGCGUCUGAAAUGGCACUCUAAAGUAGUGCACUAUACAGGGAAUAGGGUUCCAUUUCAGAUGUCAUCCUGGUGUUUAUUCCUGCUGAUGUGAGACUGCCCUCUGUUGGUCUGCUGGGUGGUUCAUCAUUGGCUACUGAGGUACUUCUCUUGGCCCAGCAGCUUGAUUGACAGCCAGAACAGCUAACCUCAAGUUUUAAUUUUGUGAAUUUCAAUUUCCUGUUUCUACUCGAAUGUAAACCCCUUUUCUUAUUGAGUCUUGUUUAUUACCUGAAUAAAAUACUUUGUGUCCCAAUUUCCUUUCUCCCUGCACAUUUAAAAGCAGUAUAGCAGUUCAUUUCCUUUGACUUGUGAAGUAGAUGAGAUCGUGCAACUUCUUGGAGGAUAACGGAACUAAAUAAAGGAAACUUGUUUAAAAAUACAACCAAACAUGU